Molecule: messenger RNA, 2151 nt
Organism: Plectropomus leopardus (leopard coralgrouper)
Lineage: Eukaryota; Metazoa; Chordata; Actinopteri; Perciformes; Serranidae
Product: alanine aminotransferase 2
Biological process (GO): biosynthetic process
Molecular function (GO): transaminase activity; pyridoxal phosphate binding
Source: RefSeq, a predicted model, not a curated record
CACACAACCACACACACACACACACACACACACACAGUAAAAUAAAUAAAGAGCCAAAUUCAGAUGUAUGUCAUGGUCAUGUCCAUAUAACUGGUUCAAGCUGGCGCACUCUGUCUGCAGUUCAUCGUCUGAGUCUAGACCUGUGCAGCUCUGUGUCAUGCUACAGUGCUUCAAUCGCUCCAGCUGUCAGAGGACUCUCAGUGCAGUCUUUAUAAGCGAACGUUAUUUUAAGGAGAUGUCUGCCCUGCAGGAAAUCAGUCAAAAUGUGAGGAGCAUGAAGCAAUUAGAUUAUAGCGCUCUGGCCAGACGAGCAAACCAGAUCAAGGAACAGCUCAGACAGAAGGUGAAAAAGCCAUACAAAGACGUGAUAGAUGUCUCCUGGGGGGACCCUCACAGGGCAGGUGUGAAGCCUCUGUCAUUUGUCCGACAGGUUCUUGCAGCUUGUCUUUACCCUCAGGUUAUGAGCAGUGACAAACUGCCAGUGGACGUCAAACAGAGAGCUCAGAGUCUGCUCAAGGAAUGUGUUGGAGGAGGUGUAGGUUCUUAUACUGCUACAGCAGGUAUAUCAGAAAUAGUCCACAGAGUAUCUGAAUUCAUCACAAGACGAGAUGGAGGGGUUCCAUGUCACCCUGACAACAUUUACAUCAGCCCCGGCUCACAGUGGGCACUCCAGAACAUUUUCAAGGUCUUGGUGAAUGGUGAGGUGUCACCCAGAACAGGUGUGUUGAUUCCAGUGCCAUGCUACUCCACCACCUCUUUGUCCAUAGUGGGGUUGGGAGCAGUCACUGUUCCCUACCACCUCAUCGAGGAGCAGGGCUGGGAGCUGCAGGUGGAGGAGCUGCAGCGAGCACUGGAAUCUGCAAAGGGUGUCUGCAACCCUGUGGCUCUGUAUGUUGUCAACCCUGGAAAUCCCACAGGUCUGGUUCAAAGCAGGAAAUCAAUGCAAGAGGUGAUCCGGUUUGUUUCAGAGAAGAGACUCUUCCUUCUGGCUGAUGAGGUCUAUCAGGACUGUGUUUAUGGGGAAGAGAGCAAGUUUGUCUCUUACAAGAAGGUUCUAGCUGAGAUGGGUCCUCCUCUUUCAGACACAGUGGAGAUGGCAUCUUUUCACUCAGCGUCCAAAGGCUUCAUCGGAGAGUGCGGUUUACGUUGUGGAUAUGUGGAGCUGGUAAAUCUGGACCCUGCUGUUCUGAAAUACAUCUACAAUUUGUUCUCGAUAGACUCCUGUGCACCUGUGCUGGGUCAGUUUGCCCUGGAUCUGAUGAUAAAUCCUCCAAAACCAGGAGAUCCCUCAUACCCACUUUAUAGUGAGGAGACACAGCACAUCAGGACCACGCUGGCUCGUAAUGUGAAAAGAGUCUUUGAGGUGGUUAACAGUCUGCCGGGUGUCUCCUGCCAGCCAGUGAAAGGAGGAGCAUUCGCGUUCCCCAGACUGCAGCUUCCACCUAAAGCCAUUCAGAAAGCAAAGGAAAUGGAAAUGCUACCAGACCUGUUCUACAGUUUGAAACUACUGGAGGAGGCCGGUGUGUUAGUCAGUCCUGGCUGUGAGUACGGACAAAAGGAGGGCACACACCACAUCAGAUUUUGCAUCACAACCCCUGAGGACACUAUGGAAGAAUUACUGAGGCGCCUGACCAGCUUUCACACACAGUUUAUGAAGGACUUCUCUUAAACCAAAGGCACUGGGGGGGGGGGGGUCCCUUUUGUCGAUCUGCAGUUCAAAAAUUCAUUCCAAUCAUAAAAAGGUUCCAAUGAUUUUCCUCACGUUGGCAUGUGAAUUUUUAUUGCAAUACAUUUGACAUUUAUUGCAUGCGGGCUGUUUUAAUGGCCUUAGGCCAAUGAUUCUCUUCUAAGUAAAAUUCAACUUCUGCUUUUGUGGAAGCAAAUAACCAUAAAUAAUAAACCGUGGUCCAAAAUCCAAACGGAUGGAAUUCCUCACAUAUAGCAGUUCAUCAUUUACCUCAACAUAACAGAAGCAGACUGCAGUCCACUGUUGAUUUCUGCUCUUCAAGAGUCCUGUUUAGUUCAGCACAUUAAAGUGAUAGUUUCGGGAUUUUUGAAGUGGGGAUGUAUGAGAUAUUUAUGCAUAGUAUACAGUUGCUGGUGGCUGCGCAUUGCAAAAACAGACAGGGCAUGCAUCAACCCUUUACCAUU